This is a messenger RNA of Suhomyces tanzawaensis NRRL Y-17324, 1053 nucleotides long. RefSeq names its product transcriptional regulator (gene OPI1). Gene Ontology annotation, molecular function: transcription corepressor activity. The transcript has a single exon. Lineage: Eukaryota; Fungi; Ascomycota; Pichiomycetes; Serinales; Debaryomycetaceae. The annotation marks the transcript as partial. Gene Ontology annotation, biological process: phospholipid biosynthetic process; endoplasmic reticulum unfolded protein response; regulation of transcription by RNA polymerase II. The record is from RefSeq and is a predicted model, not a curated record. Gene Ontology annotation, cellular component: nucleus; endoplasmic reticulum.
UCCCCCACGCCGCCCCCUGCGUACGGCGCCACCAAGCCGGGCACCGACGCCGACUUGGUGUCUGCAGCAGAGGCCUUGACCCAGCUCACCAACGCCAGCUCUCCCGGGUCCGCGACGGCUGGUUCCUCGCCUGUUCCCACAUACACCGACGCUAGCACCGGUCCUCCCACCCCCAGCCAACAUCCGUUGAUCACCCAGGUCAACCAGGUCACCAAGCAUCCCAUCGUCACCAACGCCCUCAAGUACUACGAGACCUCCAAGCGUAACUAUGCCCCCUUCAACUAUGCCGCCGAGAUCGUGGAAAAGGCUGCCAUUCCUGUGGUCAACAAGAUCGAGGUCAACUUGAACAAUAGGCAUCAGGCGCGCAAGUUGCGCCGCGAGCAGGCAGCAGCAGCUGCCGCAGCAGAGAAGACAGAUGACCCCGAGUCCCGCUCCAAGAAGAGACGCUUGGCUCCGGACGACGCACAGGACGAGACGGUGUCCAUCGAAACCAAGAAGCGGUUGCAGUUCUGCUUACACAUCCUCCGGUUGGCCAACGACCACAUCAACAACAGUGUCAGCUUCUUGCAGCAGAAGGUGGCAGACAAGGAAAAGUCCAUCAAAGAAGAGCGCGAGAACUUGAUCCAGAAACAACAGGAGAAGCAACAGGAGGAAAAGCAGCAGCUCGACUUUAGUCUGGACAAUAAGAUCCAGGCAGACAUCCCCAGCGACGCUGCGCUACAAACCAAGACAGAAAUCGCCACUACCGUCAAGAAGAUCAUCCAUCUCAUAUCCAAUUUCAAGCCAUCCUCGCUCAGCACCGAGGGGUUGUCUCCAGUGUCCAGCAAUGCCACGGUAGUGUCUCAAGACAACGGUGACUUGAAGGCCACCAUCCGCGAUAUAAUAUUGAAGUUACCUUCCACCAUCCAGCAGUCAGCAUUAUCCAACACCACGUCCUCGCAGACCAACGACAAAAUAUUCGUGUUUGCCAAGGAGUCGUUGGACAUGAUCUCCAAGCUUACCAAUGUGUUCAACGAGCAGUUGGUGAGAGCAGAGACCUGGGUGGGCGGAGAG